Molecule: messenger RNA, 4527 nt
Organism: Gastrolobium bilobum
Lineage: Eukaryota; Viridiplantae; Streptophyta; Magnoliopsida; Fabales; Fabaceae
Product: pleiotropic drug resistance protein 3-like
Exons: 24
Coding region: 1-4326 (1441 amino acids)
Cellular component (GO): membrane
Molecular function (GO): ATP hydrolysis activity; ATP binding; ABC-type transporter activity
Source: RefSeq, a predicted model, not a curated record
AUGGCUAUGUUGGAAGGUGAGGAUGAGAUAGAGUCUCUGAGAUUUGAGUUGGCAGAGAUUGGAAGGAGUAUAAGAUCCUCAUUUAGAAGCCAUGCCUCCAGUUUUCGGAGCAUUUCAAAUGUUGAUAAUGAUGAGGGUGAUGCGUUACCAUGGGCUGAAAUCCAGAGGCUUCCCACUUUUGAGAGGAUUAAUUCAGCUUUGUUUGAUGUACAUGAUGGCAUGGAAACAAAAGGGAAACAGGUGGUUGAUGUCAGCAAGCUUGGAGCUCAAGAACGCCAUAUGUUCAUAGAGAAGCUUAUCAAGCACAUUGAAAAUGAUAAUCUUCGUUUGUUGCAGAAACUCAGGAAAAGAAUUGACAAAGUUGGUAUUGAGUUGCCCACAGUGGAAGUGAGAUAUCAAAAUCUUCAUGUAGAAGCAGAGUGUAAGGUAGUUCAGGGCAAGGCCGUACCUACUUUAUGGAACACGCUAAAAGAGUGGAUUUUUGACACCACUAAAUUGUCAGUUCUGAAAUCCCAAAAUUCCAAGAUAAGCAUCAUCAAAGAUGCCAAUGGCAUUAUUAAGCCUGGAAGGAUGACCUUAUUGCUUGGCCCUCCGGCGAGUGGUAAAACAACAUUAUUGUUGGCAUUGGCAGGAAAACUUAGCCAUUCUCUCAAGGUUCAAGGGGACAUCUCAUACAAUGGACACAUGCUACAAGAAUUCAUUCCUCAGAAAUCCUCAGCAUAUGUAAGUCAAUCUGAUCUGCAUAUUCCCGAGAUGACUGUGAGGGAGACACUUGAUUUCUCAGCACGUUGUCAAGGUGUAGGAACCCGAGCUGAACUUCUGAUGGAAGUCAGUAGGAGGGAGAAAGAAGCAGGGAUAGUGCCAGACCUUGAUAUAGAUGCAUAUAUGAAGGCAACAUCAGUUAAAGGACUGAAGAGCACCCUUCAAACAGACUAUAUUUUGAAGAUCCUUGGUCUUGACGUAUGUGCUGAUACAUUAGUUGGAGAUCAUAUAAGAAGAGGUAUAUCUGGUGGUCAAAAGAAAAGGUUAACUACAGGAGAGAUGAUGGUUGGACCGAUGACAGCUCUAUUUAUGGAUGAAAUAUCCAAUGGUUUAGAUAGCUCCACUACUUUCCAGAUAAUCUCCUGUCUUCAGCAUCUGGUGCAUAUAACAGAUGCCACUGCGUUAAUUUCACUCCUUCAGCCUGCACCAGAGACCUUUGAUCUCUUUGAUGACAUUGUCUUAAUGGCAGAAGGGAAAAUUGUCUACCAUGGCCCACGUGAUUAUAUACUUCAAUUCUUUGAGGACUGUGGAUUCAAAUGCCCACAAAGAAAAGGCACUGCUGACUUUCUUCAGGAAGUUAUCUCUAGAAAAGAUCAAGCACAGUAUUGGACCAGAACUGAAGAACCUUACAGCUAUGUUGCUGUUGACCAGUUCAUUGGGAAAUUUAAGGAUUGUCCUUUUGGUCAAAAGCUGGAGGACGAGCUCCUGAAGCCAUUUGAUAAGUCUAAGAACCACAAGGAUGCUCUCACAUUUAGAAAAUACUCAUUAACAAAAUGGGAAUUAUUUAAGGCUUGUAUGAUGAGGGAAUUUCUUCUAAUGAAAAGAAACUCUUUUGUCUAUGUGUUCAAGUCAACACAGCUUGUCAUUGUUGCAUGUGUGGCAAUGACUGUUUUCAUUCGAACACGAAUGGCUGUUGAUGUGCUCCAUGGGAAUUAUUUUAUGGGUUCAUUGUUCUAUUCACUCAUCAUACUUAUGGUUGAUGGAAUGCCAGAACUGGCUAUGACUGUAUCAAGACUUGCAGUUUUUUACAAACAAAAAGAGUUAUACUUUUUUCCUGCUUGGGCUUAUACAAUCCCAUCUGCUGUUCUAAAGAUUCCACUUUCAUUGUUGGAAUCUUUCAUUUGGACAACACUUUCUUAUUAUGUCAUUGGUUACAGCCCUGAGAUUGGCAGGUUCUUUCGCCAGUUCCUUCUCCUAUUUACCGUACACCUGACUUCAGUAUCCAUGUUUCGAUUCAUUGCCUCAAUUUUCCAAUCCGUGGUUGCUUCUGUGACUGCUGGUACUGUGACCAUGAUAUUUGUUUUAUUAUUUGGUGGCUUCCUCAUACCAAAACCACAUAUGCCAUCUUGGUUGCAGUGGGGAUUUUGGGUUUCUCCAGUGACAUACGGAGAGAUAGGCAUAGCUGUGAAUGAAUUUCUUGCUCCUAGGUGGGAAAAGAUGUCUGCAAACACAACACUGGGUCGGCAAGUACUUGAAAGCCGGGGGCUAAACUUUGAUGGUUACUUUUAUUGGAUAUCAAUCGGUGCCUUAGUUGGGUUCACAGUGUUGUUUAAUGCAGGUUUUACCUUGAUGUUGACUUUCUUGAAAGCUCCUGCAAGGUCUCGUGCUCUUAUAUCUUCCGAGAAGCAUUCAGAGUUACAAGGACAGCAAGAAAGCAAUGGUGGCUUUGGUGCAGACAAGAAACAUGCUGGUUCCCUGAUUGAAAGUAAUGCAGAACCCAAAAAAGGAGGAUUGGUUCUACCUUUCCAGCCACUUACAGUAGCAUUUUGUGAUGUGCAGUACUACGUUGAUACCCCUUUGGAAAUGAGAAACCGGGGUUUUACUGAGAAAAAGCUUCAGCUACUUUCUGACAUUACAGGUUCAUUCAGACCAGGCAUACUAACAGCAUUGAUGGGAGUCAGUGGAGCAGGGAAAACAACUUUAAUGGAUGUUUUGUCUGGAAGAAAAACUGGUGGUACCAUAGAAGGAGAUAUUAGAAUUGGUGGCUAUCCAAAGGUUCAGGAAACAUUUGCUAGGGUAUCAGGUUACUGUGAACAAAAUGACAUACAUUCUCCAAAUAUAACAGUAGAAGAAUCUGUAAUGUUUUCCGCUUGGCUUCGGCUUCCUCCUCAGACUGAUGCAAAAACUAAAGCUGAAUUUGUAAAUGAAGUCCUUCAUACUAUUGAGCUCUAUGGGAUCAAAGAUUCUUUAGUAGGAUUGCCGAAUAUUAGUGGUUUAUCAACUGAGCAAAGAAAACGGUUGACCAUAGCCGUUGAGCUUGUUGCUAAUCCUUCAAUCAUAUUUAUGGAUGAACCAACUUCAGGUCUAGAUGCAAGAGCAGCUGCAGUUGUUAUGAGAGCAGUGAAGAAUGUUGUUGGAACAGGAAGGACUGUUACAUGCACCAUUCACCAGCCAAGUAUUGAUAUAUUUGAGGCAUUUGAUGAGCUGAUUCUUAUGAAAGCUGGAGGACGCAUAAUCUACUCUGGCACACUUGGAGAGCACUCAAGUAGGGUCAUUGAAUACUUUGAGAGUAUACCAGGAGUGCCAAAGAUUAAAGACAACUAUAAUCCAUCAACGUGGAUGUUAGAAGUAACUUCAAGGUCUGCAGAAACUGAACUGGGAGUAGAUUUUUCCCAAAUUUAUAGGGAAUCAACCUUAUAUGAACAGAACAAAGAGUUAGUUGAGCAAUUAAGUUCACCACCUCCUGACUCAAGAGAUUUGUAUUUUCCGUCUCAUUUUCCACAAAAUGGUUGGGAACAGUUUAAAGCAUGCUUGUGGAAACAGCAUUUGUCCUAUUGGAGAAGUCCUUCAUACAACUUGAUGCGCAUCAUGUUUGUGGUUGCCUCAUCUUUUCUGUUUGGGAUACUGUUCUGGAAGCAAGGAAAGAAAAUAAAUAGUCAACAAGAUGUGUUCAAUGUAUUUGGUUCAAUGUUUGCUGCUACAAUCUUCUUUGGGAUAAAUAACUGCUCAACAGUUUUACCAUAUGUGGCAACCGAGCGUAAUGUUCUGUACCGUGAGAGAUUUGCUGGAAUGUACUCUCCCUGGGCCUAUUCUUUUGCACAGGUGCUAAUUGAGGUUCCCUAUUUAUUCACUCAAGCUGCUCUAUACGUGAUAAUCACAUAUCCUAUGAUGGGUUACUACUGGUCCGCUUAUAAAAUAUUUUGGUUAUUCUUCAGCAUGUUCUGCAACAUGCUAUGCUUUAAUUACCUUGGGAUGCUCAUUAUUUCAUUGACACCAAAUGUUCAAGUGGCUUCUAUCGCGGCUUCAUCUUUCUACACAAUGAUGAAUUUAUUUUCUGGGUACUUUGUGCCACGACUUCAAAUUCCUAAGUGGUGGAUUUGGAUGUAUUAUUUAUGCCCCGUGUCUUGGGUACUGAACGGGAUGCUUACUUCACAAUAUGGAGAUAUAACCAGAAAUAUAUCCACCUUUGAAGAAACCAAACCAGUUGCUGUAUUUUUAAAAGAUUAUUAUGGGUUUCACCAUGAUUUUCUGGGUGUAACUGGUCUUGUUCUCAUUGUCUUCCCCAUUGUAUUUGCCGUUCUAUUUGCAUACUGCAUUGGAAACCUCAACUUCCAGAGGAGGUAAAAUCAUGCAAGAGUAUCUAUUCAUUUAUGUAUCACUAAAAUUAGGAUUUUGUAAAUGUCCUAUAACAGGAAAAUUGGUGUAUCAUGUUACAGAGACAUGCUUUGGUGGGGUCCGCCAAAUAUUAGAAAAAGAAAUAAAGAAAAAAGCAUAGUACUGAAAAACGAUCUGAGAGAGUUGGAGGGAAAAAACAUUUCAUGUAAC